GAUGCUCCACAAGCCCCUCCUCUUCCGCGCCUAGGCACCCUAGCGUCCCAAGAUGAAAUGCUGCACACCUGGUGGGGCAUUAUCAUCCACGAGCGGUUGGUAUUCUCUCUAAUAAGCGGCUCAUAAUGUACUGUUAAGAUCUGUCUAGAAUGAUUAGCCUGACAGGCCGCCUUCCUAUCCGGCAUCUGCGUACCCGGGAUCCCGGGGCCAUGGAAAAUGCGUCACUCGAAGCGGAGCUCCACACAAUCAUGCCAAAGCUUGCUAUUGAUAGCCACUAUCCGGCAUUUUAUCUGCAGGCAAAAGCUGCUAUCUGGUUGGACCGAGUUCUUGAAAUUGUCCAAAGCCCUGUUGUGGCAUCCGAAGAAGGCCUCUCACACUUUCAGGCUGUGGACCGGGGUCUAGUCCAAUUUUUGAGAAUUCUGGUUCAGUUAGGCAUGGGAACGUGCUGCGAGGCGAUUGCUAUCGCGCUGAAUGCUUUCUUCUGCCUCCAUCACUGGCGCCUUGACCCUCGUACCCCUUCGGCUUUCACUGAGCAGCAAAAAGAUGAAUCGUCUCAGGCAAUCAGAACUGUCCUCACUAUUCUCGCAGACAUAGCCUCUGAUCAGGUCUAUUCGAGCGAGUCCAUGAAGGAGCUGAACGAUGGCAUGGUUGAGGCUUUCCCGUAUACUAUUACCAUGAUCUACCAGCUUCUACUUGAACUGCGGGAUCAUUUUCCUCCUUCGGAUUACCGGAGUUCAGCCGAGUCAUCGCCCCAAUCACUCUACGCUCUGCAGGAUAAGAUAAAUAUGAUGAAGUAUAUCUUAGUAAAGCAAACUGUGCGAUGGGAAAUCUCACGUGCGUAUAUUCCUCGCGUUCUAAUCCUUGCAGCUCUGUGUUCUGGAACACACCAACUAAGUGUAACUCCACUGACGUACUUUGUACUUAGGUCAAUAUGUUGA
Molecule: messenger RNA, 938 nt
Organism: Aspergillus sclerotioniger CBS 115572
Lineage: Eukaryota; Fungi; Ascomycota; Eurotiomycetes; Eurotiales; Aspergillaceae
Exons: 2
Coding region: 150-938 (262 amino acids)
Source: RefSeq, a predicted model, not a curated record